Molecule: messenger RNA, 25525 nt
Organism: Pelobates cultripes (western spadefoot toad)
Lineage: Eukaryota; Metazoa; Chordata; Amphibia; Anura; Pelobatidae
Source: the annotation of a GenBank genome assembly
AUGUCUAAUGAAGAAAUUAAUUAUUUUAAAGCAAACAUUUCCAAAAAGUCUCCAACUAUUUUGGUAAAGUUGGCAAAUAUGGCUAGAAGUCAUGAUUUUGUGAAAGCAUCUCAUCCUGUCACUUUUGGUAUCUUUCAUAUCACAAGCAUUGUUGUGUUUUUCUACUUAUAAUCCGUCUUGCCCUAAAAUGUAUUAUCAUUUUUCUUAAGGUCUUCCUGAUGAACAACCCUAUGGUGGAGGUUAUGCAGCAAUACCUCCUGUCCAAAAUCAACCUGGUGUACCUCCUGCUAUUCCCAACUGUCCAGCGGGUUUGGAGUACCUGACCCAGGUAUCUUGGUUUCCCAAAUUAAAGCUUAACAUUUUGAGACCUAAGCGAGGACUAACCAAAGGGCAAGCUUUUGAGAUUUCUCUGAGCUUUUAUCCAUUCACAAAAUUCUAAUUUUCUUUGUUUUUGUUGCAAUGGAUUUUCUUAGGCCCUAAGUUAAAAGAGUAUUCCAUGAGUAGAACCGGUGCUUACUGUACUUAGAAGGAUAUCAGUUACACCACGCUGAUGAGGCUAUUUUCCAGGGUUGCUGCAUCUCUAAUGCAGAGGGAACUUUCCAGUAUUUUGGGUCUGGACUUCCUUUAUAGACAGGAUCAGUCUGAUAUGCAAAUUGAAUAGUUUCGUUCUGAAAAGUGAAAACAUAGAUCAUAGUUGCCAACAUUUGAAAAAAAAUUCCAGGGACACUUUGUAGCACAGCUAUCAAUUACUACCUUGAAAAUGUACCACAUCCAGUGCCGCAAAGCUCCGCCCACUUUGUCCAACCCACAUAAUUAAUCUCCGCCUACUUAUCAUAGUGCAGAUUACAGGGUCUACCCAAUAAAGAGAAAAUUACAGGGACCUAAAGUUUGAAAUUCCUAUCUUAAUUCCAUGCAAUUCUCUCUUUACUGAUACAGUAUACAGGUAUACAGUAAGAACACAAGCUCUCUAAUACACAAGCUCAAAGACAGACAAGUUCACUGACACAAAACAUAAACUCAUUGAUACUGUCAGGGUCCCGCGGGCGGCUGCGAGGGGAGGCUGCAGUCCGCUCGCGGCACUCACCCUCCAGCGGUCCGCGGUCCCCUUCCAGACGUGCGCUCGGCGGGCGGCAUCCUCUCUCCCACGGGUGCCGUCCGCCUCUUCCUCUGUGUCCCCCAGCGGCAGCAUGCAUGACGCUGCACGCUGGGAGACCGCCCAUUUUAACAAACGCUGGGGUGACUGACCCGGCGUUAAAGGCACAGUGCCUCAAUCACAGUGGGAGGUUUAGAUAUCUCCCACGUGUGAUUGUUAAUUCUGAUUUUAAAUUAUCCAAUCAGAAUUAACCUUUGGAUUUAUAUACUUACCUUUCCUGUUCCUCUUCGCCCUGUUGUGGUCUUUACCUGCUAGUAUUGAUACUGAACUUGUGUUUCUGGUUACGUACUCUCUGGCUUGUUUAUCCGACUUUGUGACUUUCUCCUACCCUUUGACCUCGGCUUGUCUAUCGUUAUUCUGUCUUCUGGUUCCCCUUUACUCGGCUUGUUUCCUGACUAUUCUUUGUGUGCUUAGCCCGGCCACUCUAAGGUCCGGUACUUUGUGUGUGUGUGUUGGCGUGUUUGGUUCCCCAAAUCGUGACAUUACAACAGGGCCAUAAUGGAACCUGCUGACAUACCACAGCUCCUAGUAAAUCAGGAGGCUAGAAUGGAUGGUUUAGACCACCGUAUGGAUCAGUUUGCCCAAGCUUUACAAACCAUACUGGCUCGUACUGCACACUUGCAACCUGCCGUCCAGGAGGCUGCUGCUGCGGUGCUCGAACCCAUUCCCACUCCGGUACCCGUUCCUCCUCAUGUUGUUCAUAUGACACCGCCACAGCGCUACAGCGGUGACCCAGCAUUGUGUCGUGGUUUCCUCAACCAAAUUGACAUCCAUUUGGUGAUGAAUCCACGUUCCUAUCCCACUGACAGAUCCAAAAUUGCCUUUUUGAUAAACCACCUGUCCGGGAAAGCUUUAGCAUGGGCUAACCCCAUGUGGGAAAAUACAUCUCCUAUGUCCUUUGUAGAUUUCUUGACAGCUUUCAAACGUACGUUUGAUCAACCCGGUAGGGUUGCCUCUGCUGGCAAAGCUCUGCUUAGGGUACGACAGGGUAACAGAUCUGUAGCGGAUUAUACUAUCGAGUUCCGCACGCUAGCAGCUGAAGUGGUUUGGAAUAAUGACGCCCUCGUAACAGCCUUUCAGGAGGGUUUGGCCGCCUACAUACUGGAUGAAAUAGCAUCCAGGGAAUUGCCUGUUCUUCUGGAUGAUGUCAUAGAUUAUAUCAUUCUUAUUGAUAACCGUAUUAGAGAGAGGUGUAGUCAAAGACGGAUGGAUACACGGGCAUUACCUGCUCCCCCGUCUACUGCUUUACUAGCACUACCUGCUCCUAGUCAACCAUCCCCCGAACCCAUGCAAUUGGGUGCUACGGGGCUAACUGAGGCUGAAAGAGCAUAUCGUAGAAGGGAGGGGUUAUGCCUUUAUUGUGGAAAGAGGGGGCACCACUGUAAUGCCUGCCCUAAGUUACAGGGAAACUACAGCACCUAAGGCCUAGAGAGGGGUCGGCCUCGGGUGUUAUGACUUUGUCCCCUCAUGUGUCCAUCUCCAGACCGUUUAUUACGGUUUCUCUUUUGGUCAAUAAAACCACCCAUCAACCAAAGCCUUGAUCGAUUCAGGUGCGGCAGACAACCUUAUGGAUGAGAACUUUGCUAAAACCGCAGCCUUGACUUUGAUCCAAAAGGCCACACCCUUGGUCGUUGAGGCCAUAGAUGGUAGACCACUUGAGAAACCUCUGGUGACCCAUGAGACCCAAGAAAUAGUGAUGUCUGUGGGUGUUUUGCAUAAGGAAAGGUUAACCUUCCAAAUAAUUGACUCCCCUACUGCUUCCAUCGUUCUGGGUUUUCCCUGGUUAGUGAAACACAACCCUGUUCUCGAUUGGGGUUGCUUAGAUAUACUCUCCUGGGGGGAAUCUUGUCAACGAGAUUGUAUGGCUCAUGUACGUCCUGUUUGUUUACUCAACGUGCCCACGGCUAAACCACUCUCUGUUUCUGUCCCUUCUGUAUAUGCAGACCUUGCAUUGGUUUUUGAAAAAAGGGAGGCAGAUAAGCUACCUCCGCAUCGUGACUAUGACUGUGCCAUAAACCUAUUACCGGGCACUAUGCCCCCUAGGGGUAAGGUCUACCCUCUUUCUGAGAAAGAAAACCAGGUCAUGGAAGAGUACAUACGGGAAUCCUUAAGGAAAGGUUUUAUUAGAAGGUCCUCCUCUCCUGCUGGUGCUGGUUUCUUUUUUGUGGCAAAGAAGGAGGGCGAUUUGAGGCCAUGUAUAGACUAUAGGGCUCUGAACAAUAUAACGAUUAAAAACGCCUACCCUAUCCCCCUCAUCACUGAGUUGUUUGAUCGCGUUAAAGGUUCUAAGUACUUUACUAAAUUAGACCUCAGGGGGGCUUAUAACCUUAUCCGUAUAAAGGAGAAUGAUGAGUGGAAGACAGCGUUCAAUACGCGUAGUGGGCAUUAUGAAUACCUGGUCAUGCCUUUUGGACUGUGUAAUGCUCCUGCUGUGUUUCAGGAUCUCAUAAAUGAUGUCCUUAGGGAUCUAUUGCAUGUCUGUGCCGUGGUGUACCUUGACGACAUACUUGUAUAUUCUCCUGAUUUGAAGUCACAUCAUAAUCAUGUUAGGAUGGUGCUUAAAAAGUUAUUACAGAACGGACUUUAUUUUAAGUUAGAAAAAUGUCUGUUCGAUCAGACCUCUGUGCAAUUCCUGGGAUAUAUAAUUACUGAACAGGGUUUUAGUGUGGAUCCUGCUAAAUUGGAAGCUAUACUGUCCUGGCCACUUCCCCAAGGACUUAAGGCUAUCCAGCGUUUUAUAGGUUUUGCUAACUAUUAUAGAAAAUUUAUAAAAAACUUCUCACCACUUCUCCCCUAUCACAAAGCUGACUAAAAAAAGGUCUACACCCUAGGGUUUGGACUCCUGAAGCCCUUAAAGCCUUCGAAACUCUCAAGAAAGCAUUUGCCUCUGCUCCAGUACUACACCACCCUAAUCCUUCUCUUCCCUUUGUUAUGGAAGUAGACGCUUCUGAAUCGGGGGUGGGAGCAGUACUGUCACCCCUCCAUCCCUGUUGUUUCUUUUCUAAAAGGUUGUCUGAUCCAGAAAAGAAUUACGAUGUUGGGAACAGAGAACUAUUAGCUAUUGUGUUAGCUUUUAAGGAAUGGAGGUACUUAUUAGAGGGUUCUAGACACAAAAUUAUGGUUAUAACAGAUCAUAAGAACCUCUCCUAUAUAGCCGAUGCUAGAAGGUUGUCCGCCCGACAGGCUAGAUGGUCUCUAUUCCUUUCGCGAUUCCAAUACAUUAUUACCUAUAGACCUGGUUGCCGUAAUGCCAAAGCUGACGCUAUCUCUCGACAGUAUGAACCUUUAGAAUUUGUUAACCCAACUCCUGAACCUAUUGUACCAGCUUCUCAGAUCAUAGCUGCUACCCGUUUGGUUGUUUCGUCUCCCUUCCUUGAGAAUAUUAAGACAUACCAAACCCAAGCGCCCCAGGAGACGCCUGUUGGUAAACUAUACGUGAAAGUAAAUGACAGAAAAAAGUUGUUAACAUUAUUUCACAACGCCAAAACUGCUGGUCAUCCGGGGGUUACCAAGACUUAUAAGAGCCUCCUUCAACAGUUCUGGUGGCCUUCACUCAAGCGAGAUGGAUUUUGUUCAGGCUUGUCGGGUCUGUACGCAGUGUAAGUCUCCUAAUAUGAGACCCCAAGGCCUACUGAUGCCUCUAUCUGUACCCAAGAAACCAUGGACCCACUUGUCCAUGGAUUUUAUUGUAGACCUUCCUCCUUCUGAUGGUCAGACGGUGAUAUUAACUGUGACGGAUAGGUUCUCUAAAAUGGCCCACUUUAUUCCGCUUAAGAAACUACCCUCUGCGAUUCAGCUUGCCCAGGUGUUUGCCAAGGAAGUGUUCCGCUUGCAUGGGGUACCUCAGGAUAUCGUUUCUGACAGGGGCCCGCAAUUUGUCUCUCGGUUUUGGAGGGGCUUUUGUGCUGAGAUGGGGGUCUCCUUGUCGUUCACUUCCUCCUAUCACCCGCAAUCUAAUGGUGCAGCCGAACGUGCUAAUCAGUCUGUGGAAUUGUAUUUGCGCUGCUUCACUAAUGCGCACCAGGACGACUGGUCUCGCCUUCUUCCGUGGGCUGAAUUUGCCAGGAAUGCGGUGUCUCAUUCGUCUACUGGCUUAAGUCCUUUUGAGGUUGCUUAUGGGUUUCGGCCUUCUGUCCUUCCCGGUGCGUUCUCUGACAAGGGAAUGCCCGCCUUGGACCAGCACCUCGCCUCUUUACGGAAGACAUGGGAUCAGGUCCAUAUUGCGCUGUCUCGUUCAGCAGCUGCUCAGAAGAAGUUCGCUGAUCGCCAUAGGGGUGCAACCCCCUUCUUAUGCUCCGGGUGAUAGGGUGUGGUUGUCCUCCAAGAACCUCCGUCUCAGGGAUCCCUCGAUGAAGUUUGCUUCCAGGUUUCUUGGUCCCUACAAAGUGUUACGUAGGAUUAACCCCGUUUCCUACUCCCUGGACUUGCCUCCUUCCAUGCGUAUUCUGCACACGUUUCACGUUUCGCUUUUGAAGCCCUUGCUGUGUAACCGGUUCUCUCGUCCCCUCGGACGGCCCGUUUCCCCUCGUACUGUCUCUAGUGACGUGUUCGAAGUGGCUGCCCUUCUCGACUCUCGUGUUUCUAGGGGUCGGCUACAAUACCUGAUGGAUUGGAAGGGUUACGGCCCUGAGGAGCGGUCUUGGGUUUCGAGCUCUGAUUUGCACGCCCCCUCUUUAGUCCUUUCCUUUCAUGCCCGGUUUCCUUUGAAGCCUUCUGACGCUGCACGCUGGGAGACCGCCCAUUUUAACAAACGCCGGGGUCAGUCACCUGACCCGGCGUUAAAGGCACAGUGCCUCAAUCACAGUGGGAGGUUUAGAUAUCUCCCACGUGUGAUUGUUAAUUCUGUGUGUUGGCGUGUUUGGUUCCCCGAAUCGUGACAGAUACACACAAGCUUACUACAGACAAACUCACUAGUAUACACACACAAGGCUCACUACAGACAAGCUCAGUGACACACACACGUUUACUACAGACAAGCUCACUGACACACACAAGCUGACUAAAUAGAGGCUCACUGACACACACAAGCUCACUAAAUACAAGUUUACAGACACACAUAUGCCUACUACAGACAAGCUUACUGACAGACACAAGCUCACUACAUACUGAAUACAGUUACAGACUGCUGAACACAUUCACACAGCGACUGCUGUAUACACACACAGACUGCUGAGCACACACACACACACUGUUUAGUACACACAGACAAACUGUUGAGUACACACAUACAGACUACUGAGUACAUACAAACAGUACAUUGACUACACACACAAAAACACAGAGAGAGACUGCUGAAUACAGAGAGAGAUAGCUGAGUACAUACACACAGUACACUGAAUCCACACACUAAAAACACACAGACAGACUGCUGAAUACACACAGAUUGCUGAAUACACACAGAGAGACUGCUAAAUACACACAUACAGACUGCUGAGUACUUACACACAGUACACUGAAUACACACACAAAAACACACACCGAGACUACUAAAUACACACACACAGAAUGCUGAAUACACACACAGACUGCUGAAUGCACACAGGCUGCUGAAUACACACACACAGAUUGCUGAAUAUACCCAGACAGACUGCUGAGUACACACAUAUAGUCUGCUGAGUACUUACACACAGUACACUGAAUACACACGCAAAAACACACACAGAGACUACUAAAUACACACACAGAAUGCUGAAUACAUACACAGGCUGCUAAAUGCACACAGGCUGCUGAAUAUACACACACACAGACUGCUGAAUACACACACACACAGCCUGCUGAAUAUAUACAGACUGCUGAAUACACUCAAACUGCUGAAUGCAGAGAGACUGCUGAACACACCCAGGCUGCUCUAUACACACAUACAGACUGCUGAAUUUACCCAGACUGCAGUGAGGAGUACAGUGUAUGUGUGUGAGGGGUGCAGUGUGUGAAGGGUGCUGUGUGUGUGAUGGGUCCUGUGUGUAUGUGUAAUGGGUGCAGUGUGUGAAGGGUGCUGUAUGUGUGAGAGGGGUGCAGUGUGUAACGGGUGCUGUGUGAGCGGUGCAGUGUGUGUGCAUGAGGGGUGCUGUGUGUGGGCGUGAGGGGAUGCUGAGUGUGUGUCAGAGGUCCUCUGUGUGACGGGUGCUCUGUGUCAUUGGUGCUGUGUGUUAAGGGUGGGCUGCCUUGGUGGUCCAGUGGUUGUGGUGAACUCCUCUGGCUGCAGACUGUCUUCACACAUCCUGCAUGCAGCAUGCUGUGUCAGAGCAUUGUCAUGGUAACACGUGGCAAGGCUCUGCACAGCAUGCUCGCGGGAGGAGUGCCCUGCCUCCCAGGUCCUCCAGCCCUCCCUGUCACUAUGAAGGGCCUUUGGGAUAUUUGAUCUUCUCACUGGCUCAAGAGGGCCCACAGCAAGAAAGCAGGUCUCCUCUGCCGGCCUGGGCACUGACACACACACACACACAAGCUCACUACAGACAAGCUCACACACACACAAGCUUUCUCACUAGCAGACACACACACACAAGCUUUCUGACUAGCAGUCACACAAGUUUUCUCACUAGCAGACACACACACACAAGCUUUCUCACUAGCAGACACACACACAAGCUUUCUCACUAGCAGACACACACACAAGAUUUCUCACUAACAGACACACACACACACGCACAAGCUUUCUCACUAGCAGAUACACACACACACACACAAAGCUGAGUAUUUCAAGUCUACCUGGCACUGAAGGCUGUUGCUGGGAGAUCAGGUAUCCAUCUUGGUCCUCCUCCUUCUGCAGCAAGGUCUGCUGCUUCGCAGGGACGGAGCUUUCGUGCGGGAGGUACAAUAUGGGGGCGGAUCUUGCGUUGUGGGGACCGAGCCUGCAUCCGCAAGGCAGAGCAGGAGCAGCUGCUGGGAAAUCGGAAGGGAGGCUGUCAGUGCUCCCUCCAGCCCCAGCAACCUCAAUUCAGCCACUCCAGCCCCCAGCAACUCUCUACAGCCCCCAGCAUGUUUCUACAGCCCCAGCAGCUCUCUCCUUAAUUCCCUCGGACUGUAACAGGCUGUUACAGUCAGAGGGAACAUAAUAAAAGCACAUGGCCAGCAAGUUGCUGGGACUGUCCCGGGAGGGUGAUUUACCCGGGACAGAAUCCAACUUGCCGGGACUGUCCUGGCAAAAACGGGACAGUUGGCAACUAUACUUUUUUGAGACCUGCGCUGUUUUUCCCAUUCUCAAAGUUCUCAUAUUGUUUGUUUUUGUUGCAAUAAAACUCAAGGCUCCCCAAAGUGUACGUUAUUGUCAGGAAGAAAUUGUAGCAUCUGAUCACAGGUGUCUUCAAGAUUUCGUGUUAUAAAUGCACUAUAAAGCUUUUUGUGUAAUAAAUUGUUUAUAUUGUAAACCUAUCUAUCUCUAAAAAUAAUGAUGUCGUUAAGUAAACCUAUAGCUCAAGCUUAUUCUGUAAUGUAUUUCAUUUUACACCAAUUUGAAGUUAGUAAAAUUAUAUUUUCUAUAUCUACAUUUAUAGUAACAAUAUUUACAUAGUAACAGAUUUGGAAAAAUACUCAAAUGCAUCAAGCUCAAUCUUUAGCACAGUACUUGCAUUUAUAAAAGUGGGAUUGAAAAAAGAUAUUUUAUAUUUUACUCCUCUUCUCUGGUUUCUCCUCCCCUCCACUUGAUUCUGUUAGGAAAUUAUACAGGAGUGAUCCUUACCAACCGACACUUGGCCACACGGAGAACCUUUAACCCCUUAAGGACACAUGACGGAAAUAUUUCGUCAUGAUUCCAUUUUCAUUUCUGAAAGUUCCGAAAGUUUUUAGAAAAUUGGGCAGACUAGAUGGGCCGAAUGGUUCUUAUCUGCCGUCACAUUCUAUGUUUCUAUGUUUCUAUGUGUCCUUAAGGGGUUAAAGGAAUGCAUUAUAACAACUACAGUGUGGCAUACUGGGUCCUCUGAGAGUAAAUAUCUGCCUUUCAGAGAGUGGGAACUCUGCCUGAACUUAGCUUAGCUUGUGCUUAGCUCAUUGGCUAAAAGUAAUUAACUGACGAGAUGACUAAAGCACUGAAACUGCUGGGAAGCGCUUACAGCUCUGCAAAGUGGAAAAGAAAAGGCAGGGAGCAGCACCUUGUGCUCCCCCUCCCCUCCCCCCACCCCACAAUCAAACAAUCCUUAAACAGUUUGACUACUUAUAUCAGGGGGCGCCAGGGCUCUCCUGACAGUAUAAACACUGUAGCACACUGUCAGGGCUGCCACCAGAAAUUUUGGGGCCCCUGACAAAGCACAAGGUCUGCCCCCAGGCCUGCCCACGAGUCCGCCCACAUGACUCCUACCUAGUCUGCUGUCAGUGAUGCACAACUGAAUGUGGUGUGUGUAGUGGAAGUGAAUUAGAAUGUGUGUAAUGGAUGUAGUGUUUGUGUGUAUUAGAUACUGUUUGUGCAAUGAAUGCAGAGUGUGUGUUUGUGUAGCGUAUGCAGUGUGUAUAGUGAACGCAGUGUGUGUUUGAGUAGUGGAUGUAGUGUGUGUACAGUGAUCAAGUGUGUGUUUGUGUAGUGGAUGUAGUGUUUGUGUAUACUAGAUGCAAUGUGUUUAGUGGAUACAGUGUCUGUAGUGGAUGUAGUGUGUGUAUUAGACACAGUGUCUCUGUAUAGUGAAUGCAGAGUGUUUGAAUGUGUGGCGGAUGUAGUGUGUGUACUGUGAAUACAGAAUGCUUGUGUAGUGGAUGCAUAGGCGUGCACAGCCUGUUGCAUUAGGGUGUGCACCCUAAAGCAAAAACAACCAACGCAGGGGGUAGUGGGGGUAGACGUUAGUGACAGGGUUUGGGGGGUAGACGGUUAGUGACAGUGGUUGGUGGGGUAGAGGGGUAGUGACAGGGGUUGGGGGGUAGUGACAGGGGUUAAGGGGGGUAGAGGGGAAGUGACAGGGAUUCGGGGGGUUUAUAAAUACCUGCCCUGGUGGACCAGUGGGUGCCUUUUCUCUUCAGUCUGCAGCUCCGCCGGGAGUGAGCUGCAGACCACAUGGUGAGUCUUGCGAUCUCCAGGCAGAGCGUUGCCGUGGCUGGAGAUCGCAAGACACCUCAGUGUGCAGCUCACUCCCGGCGGAGCUGUAGACUUAGGCUGGAUCUCAGUGAGGGUAGACUGACAGGAGGGGCCUCGCACCCAGCGGCAUUGUGGGCAAGCCGCCGGGCCCCCUCCUGUUAGUCUGCCUUAAGGCAGUGCAGCACGGAGGUGUGAUUAGGGUGUGCCCAGGCACACCCGGCACACCUAUGAGUGAAGGCUGUGUGUAUAGUUAAUGCAGAGUGUGUGUUAGUGUAGUGAAUGCAGAGUGUGUGUUAGUGGAGUGGAUGCAGAGUGUGUUAGUGUAAUGAAUGCAGUGUGUGUGUUAGUGGAGUGGAUGUAGAGUGUAUGUCAGUGUAGUGAAUGCAGAGUGUGUGUUUUACUAGUGUAUGCAUGUUGUGUAAAUGGAGCAUCCCCCUCCCCACACCCGCCACUUUAAAAGUGAUAAAUGUUAUUCCCCCCUCCCUGCUUCUUACCUGGUUCAGGAAGGGGGGAAGAUUCCAUCCCUGGUGGUUAGGUGGCAUUGUGAGGCUCGCUGUAUUUGCAGAGGGGUCCCAGCAGACUGCAGCAGUACAUUACAGCUCUUCCCUCUCUCUAACUCCCACGAGCGUGGUGUGAGUGCCGCGCGGAGCGUUGCCAUGGUAACCCGACCCUGCACACUGUAGUGGUUAUGGUGCUUGGAGUGUUGGAGUAUUCCAACUAGUCAUUCAGGUUUCCUUUUUGGAUUCUUAGUAGUUUGUUUGCCUAUUCUUUUACAGAAGUGGCCUACUAAUAUGUUUACAUCCCAAACAAUCUAGUUGAUUCCUUAAGAUUGCAAAGAGAGCAAAUCAUUUGCUUCAAUUACAUUUAAUCCCACUAGUAAAAUGUUUUACUUUUUAGAAAUCUGUCGAAUUUUACUGAUGUAUGGUGUGAAAACAGUGCAAACUUUGUAAUUUUAUGAAUACAUUUUAAUUUGUGUAGAUGAUGGAAUUUCUAAAUUUAUAAUCUUGGUCCUAAAUACAAAGUUAUAUAACUUGUUUAAUGUAAGUAGAAGGAAUGUCAAACAACAAUAUACAGGUUGCGCCAAGAAAAAUACUCCAAACAUAAUUGUGACAGACCCAUCCGUAUGAACUAAGAUUGCUGGGUUCGUCUGUUUGCUUGUUUCACGAACUCACCCAUUCGUAUGCCUGGAUUUAAGUGAAUUUACUUUUUUACCGAACAAAACUGGCGAACGGACGGCAACCCAGAAGAGAAGUGUGCUGCUGGUUAACCUAUUGAUCCCAAUUAGAACGUUGCGGUUAACCACAGACACUUCUCAAUUAAAACUGAAUACAGGGUGGUCGUCGUUCGUAUGUCGACCACGAGGCGGCGGCCAUUUUACACCAUGCAAAAGACCAGCGGUGUUCGGUACUAAAUUCAUGGAACUAAAAACGGACACUUUUUCAACCCAACACCGCUGAUGCCAUCGACCUCCCUUCUCCAAUCGACAGAAGUGUGCGAACACCGGCCGUUCGGGAGAUUUAAAGGCACGAAUGGACUUACCCCAGAUAGCCUUCCCAUGGAGUCAACCGCAUACCGAAGAACUGUAAUAGACUUUGACUCCAUGGUGAUUGAACUAUGCGUAUGGGAUCUGAGCACUAUUCGCCAAUAAUAUGCCCUCAGAUCCAGGCUAUCUGGGGAUGUGUUACACGAAUGAGAAACGUUCGGCAGUUAUAAAGUUAUAUAUUUUUAUGUGUUUUGUGAUUUGUAUUUAAAAUGGCGAUUUGCCUCUGCUCUGGGAGAUAAUUUAAUUACUUCUCAAUUAUCUCCCAGGCAGAGGGUAGGAAACUGUGAUGUUUGCUGGGAAUAUUGUGUGACUGUAUGUCCUGAAAUGCCAUAUGUCCAUCUGCUAUUCCAGUCUCCCAUUUGGUCCCCUAGGGGAGUGUCCACCAAGUGGGAGACCUGCAUAAAUACAGGCGGGUAGCCCACAGUAAACUCAGUUCGCGUUUUACCCUCAAUGCGGAGCUUGGUCUCAUUAUUGGGGGGAUUUUAUUACCGGCGACUAGAGACUGCUAUUUGGAAUUAUCAGCCGCUUGGGAGAUACCGGCGUUCAGCUGAUAUUGGCGGUUCGUGAGCUUGCGGCUCGUGGAGGGAAGGGACCGUACGGAUACCGUUCGGGAGUUUGGAGUGUUCCCUUGCUGGCGGUUCGCAUGGUUGUAUUGGAUACGCUUACAGCCAGCAUUAUUGUGAAUGGGGAGCAUUCACUAAACGGCGUUUUGCACAUUUUAUGCUGAAGGUACCGUAACAAUAAUAGUAUAUAAUAAUAAGAGCAAUGAGAGCAAUAAAAAAAACACACAAGAUAAAAGAGUCCACAAUAAAACUUAAGAGAAUAAAAAAUACCAAAUGGUAUGGCACAGUCUCACAGGUGGCAAUAGAUCUUCCAGUGCUGGUAUGGGACUUUUAUGGUAGCUUUGCUUAAUAGCAGUAUACGAAAUAGAAGCAAAAACCAGAGGCAAACCAAUAGUGCAAUAUGGUAAUGUGUAGUAGGACAAACAACACUUAGAUAAGAUGUCAACAUAGAAACAUAGAAUGUGACGGCAGAUAAAAAUCAUUCGGCCCAUCUAGUCUGCCCAAUUUUUUAAAAUACUUUCAUAGAAUGUAAGCUCGAUUGAGCAGGGUCCUCUUCAACCUAUUGUUCCUGUAAGUUUAUUUGUAAUUGUCCUAUUUAUAGUUAAAUCCCCUUUCAUAAUAUUGUAAAGUGCUACGGAAUCUGUUGGCGCUAUAUAAAUGGCAAUAAUAAUAAUAAUAAUUAGUCCCUGGCCUUAUCUUAUAGUUAGGAUAGCCUUAUGCGUAUCCUACGCAUGCUUAAACUCCUUUACUGUGUUAAGCUCUACCACUUCAGCUGGAAGCCUAUUCAAUACAUCCACUCCCACUCAGUAAAGUAAUACUUCCGGAUAUUAUUUUUAAACCUUUCCCCCUCUAAUUUAAGACUAUGUCCUCUUGUUGUGGUAGUUUUUCUUCUUUUAAAUAUAGUCUCCUCCUUUACUGUGUUGAUUCCCUUUAUGUAUUUAAAUGUUUCUAUCAUAUCCCCUGUCUCGUCUUUCCUCCAAGCUAUACAUGUUAAGAUCCUUUAACCUUUCCUGGUAAGUUUUAUCCCGCAAUCCAUGAACCAGUUUAGUAGCCCUUCUCUGAACCCUCUCUAAGGUAUCAAUAUCCUUCUGAAGAUACGGUCUCCAGUACUGUGUACAAUACUCCAAGUGAGGUCUCACCAGUGUUCUGUACAAUGGCAUGAGCACUUCCCUCUUUCUACUGCUAAUACCUCUCCCUAUACAACCAAGCAUUCUGCUAGCAUUUCCUGCUGCUCUAUUACAUUGUCUGCCUACCUUUGAGUCAUCAGAAAUAAUCACCCCUAAAUACCUUUCCUCAGAUGUUGAGAAUAGGACUCUAUCAAAUAUUCUGUACUCUGCCCUUGGGUUUUUUUAUGUCCAAGAUGCAUUAUCUUGCACUUAUCCACAUUAAAUGUCAGUUGCCAUAACUCUGACCAUUUUUUUAGUUUAUCUAAAUCAUUUGCUAUUUGGCUUAUCCCUCCUUGAACAUCAACCCUGUUACAUAUAUUAGUAUCAUCAGCAAAAAUACAUACCUUACCAUCAAGACCUUCUGCAAUAUCACUAAUAAAAACAUUAAAGAGAAUGGGUAAAAGGACAGAUCCCUGAAGUACCCCAUUGGUGACAAGCCCAUGCUUCGAAUAUACUCCAUUGACUACAACCCUCUGUUGCCUGUCACUCAGCCACUGCCUUACCCAUUCAACAAUAUUGGAAUCCAAACUUAAAGAUUGCAGUUUAUUGAUAAGCCUUCUAUGUGCAACAGUGUCAAAAGCCUUACUGAAAUCUAGGUAAGCAAUGUCUACUGCACCACCCUGAUCUAUUAUUUUAGUUACCCAAUCAAAAAAAUCAAUAAGAUUAGUUUGGCAUGAUCUCCCUGAAGUAAACCCAUGUUGUCUCUGAUCUUGAAAUCCAUGUGUUUUUAGAUGUUCAACAAUCCUAUCCUUUAACAUGGUUUCCAUUACUUUCCCCACUACUGAAGUAAGGCUUACUGGCCUAUAGUUGCCUGACUCCUCCCUAUUACCUUUCUUGUGAAUGGGCACAACAUUUGCUAACUUCCAAUCUUCUGGGACUACUCCUGUUAACAAUGAUUGGUUAAAUAAAUCUGUUAAUGGUUUUGCUAGUACACCACUAAGCUCUUUUAAUAGCUUUGGGUGUAUUCCAUCAGGUCCCAUUGGCUUAUUUGUCUUUACUUUUGACAGUUGAACCUCUUCCUCUGUAAACUUACAUGUAACAAAUGACUCAUUUGUCUUUUUUCCAAACUGAGGCCCCUUUCCUUCGUUUUCAUCUGUAAAUACUGAACAAAAAUAUUCAUUGAGGCAGUCAGCUAGACAUUUAUCCUCUUCUACAUACCUCCCUUCUUUUGUUUUUAAUCUAACUAAUCCUUGUUUUACUUUCCUUUUCUCAUUUAUGUAUCUAAAAAAUAUUUUGUCCCCCUUUUUCUACUGACUGUGCUAUUUUCUCUUCUGUGUGUGAUUUGGAAGCUCUUAUAACUUACUUAGCCUCUUUCUGCCUAAUCUUAUAGAUCAUUCUGUCUUCCUCACUCUGUUUUUUUUUAAUAUAAUUACUAAAUGCUAACUUUUUGUUUUUUACUAUUUUGGCCACUUCUACAGAGUACCACAGUGGUUUCUUGAAUUGUUUGCUUUUACUGACAAGCCUAAUGCAAUUUUCUGUUGCCUUAAGCAGUGCAACUUUUAACCCCUUAAGGACACAUGACAUGUGUAACAUGUCAUGAUUCCCUUUUAUUCCAGAAGUUUGGUCCUUAAGGGGUUAAAUAAUCCCAUUUCUCUUGGACUCCAUUUAAAUUGCUCCAGUCUGAUAAUGACUCCUUUACACAUAUUCUAAUUUUAGAAAAGUCUGUUUUUCUAAAGUGUAAAAAAUAUUUUUUGUGUGGUGUGACUCAGUCACUUUUCUUAUAUUAAACCACACUGACUGAAGAUCCAAAACUGGAUCCAAAACUUUCACCUACAGUAAUAUCUGAUACCAAAUCUCCAUUUGUUAACACUAAAUCUAAUAUGGCCUCCUUACGAGUUGGCUCCUCAACGACUUGUUUUAGAGGCAAUCCCAGUAGGGAGUUUAGAAUAUAUUUGCUCCUGGCACAAGCAGCUAUUUUGGUUUUUCAAUUCACACCAAGAAGACUAAAGUCACCCAUGAUGAUAACUUGCAGGAUAUCCCUCUGGUUUUGGUACACAGUAGAAUGAUAGUAAAGCACAACUGGAUUACUAUGAGGUAGAUCAUAUGGAAUGACAAAAAAGCAGCCAAUGUUGCUCUCUAUAUAGAUAGGUACGUAUCAAUAAGGAAAAUAAAAAUACACUUACACUAACAUGAGAAGACUAACCGAUCUAUGUAUCAAGCCUGGGUGGUAUAAUCCCCACCAAGGAUUUCUUUAGUUGGUUGUCCACAGUAGGUAAAGUAUUUGGCUAAAAGGCAGGUAGUGAGGUAGCCAAAAUACUUUAUUUAACAACAGCAUAAAAACCACAACACGUUUCUCCCCUUAAGGCUUUCUCACCACUUGAGACUGUGCCGUACCAUUUGGUAUUUUUUAUUCUUUCAUGUUUUAUUGUGGACCCUUUAUAUCCUGUGUGAUUUUUAUUGCUCCUAUUGCUUUUAUUAUUAUAUACUAUUGUGUUUGGAGUAUUUUUAUUGGCACUACCUGUAUAUUGUUGUUUGACCUUGUUCUACUUUCUUGGGGGUUAGAGGGAUUCCCAUAUUAUCAGGUUUGCUGCCUCCAAUCCUAGUGUUCUUAGUUUGUUUAGCACAACUCUAUUCCUUGUUAAGUAGAAGGCAUACUUUGCUAAUUUUCUAUUUUUUAUUUAUUUAGAUCGAUCAGGUUCUAGUUCACCAACAAGUGGAACUGUUGGAAGGUAUGCAUGUUUUUCUUUUCUACCUACUCAGGGCUGGAUUCCCAGAGUAGGCUCCUGCCUACAGGCACAUGUCCUCUAGGAGGUGUCUGUUUUCAUCCAUUAUAGUGCACUUUUUUGGAGAUUUAUUGAGCUGUUAUGUAGAUAAGGGUUGAACAAUAAGUACCAUUAUCUUUGCUCGGUGUCUUCUGUAUCCUCCUAUACUUGAUAGGUUUUAGAGGGGGUAAAACUCAGUUUUGUCCAAGCUCCUUAUACAGGAAGUGCCUUUCAAGAGUAGGAGUGAGUGCAUUGAGUGAUACACACUGUAUAACAGCUACUGCAGUUCCACAAUCAAUUAUACAAGUACAAAAGACAUAGGAGGAUUCAGUACUUUGCAAAUAAUCCUUUGAACUUCACCCAGAAAUUAGGACCGUCCCGCUUAAUCUGAGGUUGUUUUUUUGGCCAUCUAAUGCAUUUAAAGAAUUCUGGGAGUUGUAGGUCAUUUACAUUAAGGAGGGGGAGAGGGUAUAGAGGUUCCUACUGUCAGUGUAUAAUCUUUGUAAAAAAAAUAAAUUAUUUUAUGUGAAUGUCUAUGCCCCUAGUCAACAAGACUUGCUUGUUGUAUGGUAAGUGGUAGUAGCCACUAAGUGAACACCUAUUAAUUUGUAUCUUAAUAUGAAUGGAUCCUCCACCAGAUUUGAAUCUUAAGUUGUGUGUAGAGCAUAUCAAAUAUUACUUACUAGUGUGUACAAAUCUUGUUUUAUUUUUUCUCUAUUCUCUUCUCAUUUCCAGCCAUAUUUGGGAUUGAAAUUAAUAAUAAAUAUGAAGUAAAAAACUCUUUGGGUCAGAGAGUGUACUUUGCUGCAGAACAAAGCGAUUGCUGCUCCCGUAUGUUCUGUGGACCUUCCCGCCCCUUUGUCAUAACUAUUGUUGACAAUAUAGGUCGUGAAGUCAUAAAAUUACUCAGACCAUUAAGAUGUUCCUACUGUUUUAUACCUUGUUUCCUGCAGAAAGUAAGUACCGUAUGUACUUUGCAAUUUACUAAAAUUCAUACAUUAUGUACACAAACUUUUGUUUUUCAUCGCAAUAUGAAAUUUAGGGCUUAAAGUCCAACUUAUAGGAACUAUCCAAGCACCAUAUCCAUGCUUGUUGUAGUGGUUAUGGUGCCAGGAGUGCCAUGGCACCCUCUCAGAGCAAGUAAUCAAACUAUUUAAGAACCGUUUGAAAAGUUCUGCUGUGCGCAUGCUGCUGCCUCCCUGGUGUUGGAAGCUCCUUGUGGGGAUUUAGGAAUAUAGAAGACUAAUAAUUAACCUGUCCACCCACCAAUGUUAGAUUUACACCUCCACCCAAUGCCCAUGGGUAGGGGCACAGGGAAGACUACAAUAAUUGACACACCCCAUCCCCAUGAGUUAGGGCCACUGCUAGCUGCACAGUCCCUUGAUUUAAUAACAGUGAGCAGCAGCUAGCUGUUCACUGUUUACUAGACAUGCUCCCACACAUGAGAAAGGGCAUAAGGUAGGCAUCCAACCUCCCUUAAAGUAAUAUGAAGGUCAUAUUGACUCCCAUCGGCCUUUUAUUUAUUUUCUUAUUUACAUUUUAAUGUGAUGGCUUGCCUUCAAGCACUGGUGAGUUGCUACGUGGUUAACCUGAUGCUGCCUAGAUUUUUUUUUUUUUAACUAUUUGUCCACUAGUGCCACAUAGCACAUAAUUUGUAAUUUAAAGGGACUCUAGAGACACCAGAACAACUACAGCUUAUUAUAUUUGUUCUGGUGAGUAGAAUUUAGGCGUUUUGUAGAGAAAAGGCAGUGUUUACAUUACAGCCUUGGUAUACCUCCACUGGCCACUCCUUAUAUGGCUACUGAAAAUGCUUCCUGGGGCAGUGCUGCAUAUGGUGCGCGAGCGGCAUCAAAACUGUUCAGCUUGGCAGGAGAGUAGCAGCUUCCAACUCUGGCAUCCUUCCGGGAUAAGUUAAUCGUUCUUCGUUUUUACUUUUCAGCCAGAACCAAUAUGACAGGAGGACCUGGGCGGUAAAGUCUCACCAACUAAUGUACACCAAUGCUAAACUCGUGGUCUCUUGGAAACAAGUACCACAAUACGUUAAUGUAAGGGUUCCUUUUGGGGGAGAGGGUUUUAAACACAGUGUUACACUAUGUGCAUCUCAUUGUAUUUUUUUUAAGGUACGGUGAACACUGUUGCAAGCUGUGCAUUCAAAGAUUGUAGAUCCAACCUGUGUGGCAAUAUCACCCCCCUACAAACUACCUAAGGACUCUUGGACAUUACAGUAUAUGAUUUUUUUUUUUUUUUUGAAGCAGUAUGUGCUGUGACAUCUAUGUUGCUAAUUUGUUUGAAGUAAUUUAUUUGUUACUAAUUUUAUAGGUGCAUACAUUGCUAUUCUGCUUCAUAGAUUACAUGUGGAUUACAUGGAUUUUGCAAUUAGGGUUUUUCACCAUAGCGCUGAUACUUUAUUUUAAAGAAAAACAUAUACCAUGUUUUAUUCAGCCAUCCAGGUUCUCAAUAUUUGACAAAGUAAUAGAGAAUAUGUCAUUUUUGGCCACUGAACAAAAUGUUAUAGCAACUUAUGAACAAUAUUUAUUCACCGAUUGGUAUUAAUAAAGGUUUAAGAGAAAAAAAAAACAUGAACAUGUAUUUACAAAAGUAUUUAUUCUCUACUUUGAUUUUCUUUUACUACAGCUUGAAGUGCAGGCACCACCAGGAGUCACAAUUGGUUACGUCAAACAAAAUUGGGAUGCUUGUCUGCCAAAAUUUUCUAUCCUAAAUGAGAGAGAAGAAGAGGUCUUAAAAAUCACUGGACCAUGUAUGCCCUGUAGAUGUUGUUCAGAUGUUAAUUUUGAGGUAAUAGUAAAUUAAUCUGAAUAAUGUUAUUUAGAAUGUUACUAAUCUACUCUACUUUAUACACUCAAAAAAGUAAAUUUCUGCAUAUGCUACUAUUACAUAUUUAAGUGCUGUCUAAAUGUAUUGUUUCCUAUGUGAAAUUGGCCCACGUAAAAGUGCAUGCUUGCUUUUGCAAUUAUAUCUUUGUGUAUUACUUUUUUGUAAUUAGAUGCUAACUGAAUGAAUGACAACCUUUUUACAUGAGUUGAAAUCACUUAUUAAUAUUGAGGGUUCAGCACAAUGUGCUUGUUAUCAAAAAAUUCCUACUCUGUGCACAUUGUGAUUUUAGAAGAGAGAAGAAGAAACACCUCUGCAUGACUUCCAACCUGUCUGUCAGUGCCGCUCCCUGCAUUUUUCUUUCUGAUCAUGAUAGUAGACAUGUGCAAUUAGUUUUGAAUGCUUUCUAAUGUCCGAAGUGCCGAUCCAAACUGAAUUACAUUAGUCCGAAUUGCCGAAGUGCUUCGGAUUUCUGAAAAGUGGCAAAACAAGAGAGAAGGAGGGAAAAUUACAUGAAUGAUGACAGGAAUCUUGAGCAAUAAGCUAAUUCCUGGCACUGGGAGCCUUACAGAUGUGAAAGUGGUAGUGGUGGCAGUCCUGGCACUGGGAGCCCUACAGAUGUGUAAGUGGUUGUGGUAGCAAUCUGCCCAUUAUGGGCCGGGGGCUCGCAGUGCCAGGACUGCAACCACAACCACUUACACAUCUGUAGAGCUCUGUCAGGGUUACAGUAUGAUCCAGCACGUAGAAUUGUGUAACACAGAGGACUGAUGGGUAACGUAUACCGGACCUUAGAAAGGCCGGAAUAACGUACCAAAGAAUAGUCCGGAAUAGCCGAGGUCAAGGGAUAUAGAAAGAGACACAACGAUAAGGAAAAGCCAGGGGUUAGGGAUGCCAGAAAACAGGAAAGUCAAAAUCAAAGCCUGUAACGGACCGUUUCAGCACACAAGGGGUUAAAACAGUUUAUGCGAUCGUCCACUUUCCAGAGAUGCCGGCACAGCUACUGUAGAACACCAAACUCCCGAACCUCAUGUAAGGGAAUGCUCCAAACUCCCGAACGGCAUACAAUAUAGCACUCCAAACUCACGAACUGGAACCAUACGAAUAGCUGCUAGCAGAUGAAUAGGAAAAGCACCCAAGCGGCUUACACUCCUAGCAAUCAGUCUCUAUCAGCCUUCAGUAAAUCCCCCCCAAAGACGAGACAAGGCUCUGUGUUGAGGGUCAAGCAGUGGUCUGUUUAAUGAGGGCUACCUGCCCAGUAUUUAUGCAGGUCUUCCACCUGGUGGACACUCCCCUAGGGGACCAAAUGGGAAACUGUGACAAAAGACAGACAAUCAGCAAAAUAGGACACACAGUCACAUUAUAUUCCCACAAUGCAUCCUGGCUUCCUCCCCUCUGCCCUGGAGAUAAUUGAGAAGUAAUUCAAUUAUCUCCCAGGACAAAGGCAAAUCGCCAUUAUGCACGUGGUGAUACCAAUACAUGAAUUACUAUUAAAAUACACUAUAUGCCACAAGUUACAAUAAAACUAUACAUUUAACAUAUCACCAGAUAGCUCAGGUCCGAGCACACAUUAUUAAGCGAAUGGCGCUCAGACCACACGAAUACAGUUUAAUCACCAUGGAGCCAAAGUCUUCACAAAGUCAGUUCUCAUACGAAUGAGCUCCAUGGGAUUCCUAUCUGGGGUUUAGUGCAGUCAGGUACAACUACCGAAUGCCGGGCCGUUCGUGUACUUCCACCGAAGAAGAAGGGAGGUCGGCGGCUUCAGCGGUGUUCGCGCCAAACUGUGUCCGUUUUUAGUUUCAUGGAUUAAGCUUCGAACACCGCUGUGUGUUCGCGUGUUUAAAAUGGCCGCGACCUCGUGUUCGGUAUACGAAUGGCGGCCACCCAGUAUUCGUCAAUUAAGCUGCGGUUAACCGCAGCUUCUGGGAGGCUAAUUGCCGGCACAGUCCAGUUCCCAGGGGGUCUAGUCAUUCGUGCGAUUGUUCGGUAGAUUGAAUCUACCAAACACCGGGCACAAAAGCACAAAUAAGUCUUUUCUGCAGGGGGAAAGAGGUCGUUUAAUAUGGGGCCAUAAUCCAAAGGCAGCAGACGAGCAACCAGGCUUCUCCAAUGCAAUGUGGCGAGAUUGCUCUCGUCACAAUGCCAAAGUGAAAUAACCAGAAAAAACAGAAUCAAUAACGCGCUCUCAGACCCCAAAGGCAGUUACCAGGUUCCUUUUUGCAUAAUUGUUGCUCAGCACAAACCCCCCUGUGGAUUGAUUGCUGCUUGGCACAACUUUUCCUGUCAGGACAGUAAAUGCCAUUAAUCACAUUUUUAUGUGCGGAAUACGUGACAAACUCCCAGUGCUAGCAUUGCCGCCACAACGACUUACACAUCUAUAGGAAUCCCAUGCCUGGACUGCCACCAGAACCACUUACACAUCUAUAGGGCUCCCAGUGCCAGGAUUUCCACCACAACCACUUAUACAUUUGAAGGGCUCCCAGUCCCCGGACUGCCACAACAACCAAUUACACAUUGAUAGGGCUCCCAGUGCCCGGAGUACACCACAACCACUUACCAGACAUUCGGUUGCUUACGAAUGUCCAUAGUUCCGAAUUGCCAAAGUUUGGUAGUUCGAAAGUGCCGAACCGAGCCAAAUGCCAUUGGUCCAAAUUGCCGAAGCAGACACAUUUUUUUACUUACCCGAAUUUCCGAACCUUAUUUUUUGCCCAUGUACAUCCCUACAUGAGAGUUGGAAACACCUGCAAAUAGCUCCUGUUAGCUCUCCUGAGCUAAACCGCACAGCCAACUCUGACUAAUCACUAUAAACCAAUGAGCUAAGCCCUACACCACUGGUUUGCUGUCAUUCAGGCAGAAAGCAGUACGCAGCAGACCCCAGGUAAGAAGUCAAAGCACUGACUAUAGUAGUUUUGGUGAUUGGAGUGUUCAUUUAAUUUUAUAUUUCAGACCUCAGAAAAACAUAUUUACUAAAUAUAAGGGGUUAAGUAAACAGAAUAUUAAACAUCUGGGGAAGUGGCAGUUUUCCUUUAACCCCUUAAGGACCAAACUUUUGGAAUAAAAGGGAAUUAUGACAUGUCACACGUCAUGUGUCCUUAAGGGGUUAAACAUGUCUGUUAGAGUACCUUUUAAAGGGACACUAUAGUGCCAGGAAUAAAAAAUGUAUUCUUGGUACCAUAGCUUCCUCUGCCUCCCCGUCCCUUACACCCCCUCCUCCCCGGUGAAUAAAGGGUUCUGGCUCUGCCCCUUCCAACGGCCCGCAAUGAGUUGGCGCUAAUGCGCAGCAAAUGCCGCGUGCGUUAUACCUCACCAUACCAAAGCACUAAAUCAAUGCUUUCCUAUGGGGAAAAGAAUCUGACGCUGGAUGUCCUCACGCAGAGGUCCGUUUUGAUUCAGGAAGCCCUCUGGUGGCUAUCUGGUAGACAGCCACUGUGGGCAGUCUUAGAGCUGCAAUGUAAACAUUGCAGUUUUUCUGGAACUGCAAUGUUUAACAUUGCAGCUCUAAGUGCAAUAUAUACACUGCACCUAGACCACUUUAAUCAGCUUCAGUGUCCCGUUAAUGAAUAGGGCAGUGUAUGCACUAGUUUGUAACUGCACGUUAGCAUCAAGUACCAUCUAUAUUAUAUAUGAAGUGAUUACUGCAAUACAAAAAUACACAACACACUGAUGUCUGUAUUAAUAUAGAAGUGAUAUAUUUAUUAUCUGUGAAAGAAUGCAUAUAAAUGAUAAAAUGUUAUAUUCAGUGUAAUCUGCAACACUUUCCAAAGGACAUAUACAACAUGCAAGUGGAUAGUGACAUGAAAUUUUGCCAAUGUAUUAUGGCUUACAUUGCCAGUGCAUACCACCCAGUGCUAUGCCUGCACUUAAUUUGUGUUUUUCAUGAUAUUAGUUAACUCCUGGCUGUCCAUCAUAGGUCAUAAAAUCAUUAGCGUGAUCCUUGGCACUGGAUAAGAUGGUCAUUUUUCUUAACAUAUGUGUAUAUAUAUAUAUAUAUAUAUAUAUAUAUAUAUAUAUAUAUAUAAUAUACACAGUCAGGUCCAUAAAUACUGGGACAUCGACACAAUUCUAAUCUUUUUGGAUCUAAACACCAACACAAUGGGUUUGAAAUGAAACAAACAAGAUGUGCUUUAACUGCAGACUUUCAGCUUUAAUUUGAGGGUAUUUACAUCCAAAUCAGGUGAACGGAACGGAAUGUGAAUGUGUUGUGUAGGAAUUACAAAAGUUUGUAUAUGUGCCUCCCGUAACUUUAUGGUUACGUUCGGAUAUUACAAUGCUUACACAGGCUAUCUGUUUGUAUAUACAGUCAUUAGUUUACACGGCCAUUUCGGUUAUAUUAUGCUCCAUGUAUUUAGCCCUGCUCGGGCUUUCAUAUACUCCCGAAUGGGAACCAUACUGACAAUUUCAAUUGUGCAGUCAUCUCCGUUCGUGCAUUUCAAUCACACGAACGGAAUACAUAUGUUUCUGUUUGUCUGCACAGCCCGGUACGUAGUUCCGAACGGUCAUAUUUUUCAUUUUACAUAUCUUACUACUUGGUGGCCCCUCUUUAUUUACAGGCCUACCGUAUCGUUGGUCUCGGCACACCACAACAGACUUUGCUCUUUUAUACUAUCCAAUGCUCAUAUUGGAACCUUACUCCAUAUACGGCUAUUUGCCCUUAACACAAACAUAUAUAUAUAUAUGUUAUACAUCAUGAAUGCAGAAUUUGUUUUGGGAUGGCAGGAUCUUUGACAUGAUCAUACCGUGCAUGAUGUACAUAACAUUUUGUAAUGUCCUGCAACGUGUCACUGCUUGCCUUUCUUCCAUGUCCUGCAACGUGUCACUGCUUGCCUUUCUUCCUUGUCUUUCCUCCUCCUAAUACUGAUCCUCCUCUUUCUUUCCCUUCAAGUUUGUGGUACUCACAUCAGUCCAUCCUUGCAAGCGCGCUGUCUUGGCGUCAUACUUGAUUCUGGCCCCACCUUUGAGCCUCACAUCCAGCAUGUUGCCAAAUCCCGUAGAUUCCAUCUUAAAAACAUAGCCCGCAUCCGCCCCUUUCUUGCACCAGAUACUACCAAGGAGCUUGUCCAUGCUCUAGUAAUUUCCCGCAUGGAUUAUUGUAACCCUCUCCUGAUUGGUCUUCCCAAAAGCCAGAUGUAGGCAUGCAACUUUCGGUGAUGACCAUAUUUGUUUUAUAAAAGAGUAUUGCUGCGUAAUUCUCAGAGUUAGCUGCCUAACACUGAUGUACAGUGAUUCAGUUUAUGAACUUUAAAGCUUUAAAGUUUUCACACCGUUCAACACCAAAGUCGGGUACCUGGGCUCCCAUCUCCACUGCCUCCUCUUUUCUAUUCUUAACCACCAUACAGAACAGGAAUUGUAGAUCCGGGUACCUGUGAUCAGCUGUUAAAAAAAAUCAACAAAAUUUACGUUGAUCUAUAAUCCAGUACUGGAACAGACUCCUUACUGUCAGAAACGGCAAUGUUCUACUUUAUUAGAGAAAAGGGGCAAUGUCUAUGCACCAAAACCACUAUAUUAAGAUGAUGCUUUUUUUUGGUAUUUAAACUAUGCCUUUAAUAUGGUAUUUUAUAGUUAAAUAGCCUAUAAAGUGUUUUGUAGACUGAUUUAUUAAGAUUUUGGUCCUUUAGUUGACAUCACUUGAUGGGACUUCUCAAGUUGGAAGGAUUGCCAACCAGUGGGCCGGUCUUACAAAGGAACUUUUUACAGAUGCAGACAACUUUGGAGUUCACUUUCCAAUGGAUCUCGAUGUGAAAAUAAAAGCUGUUGUGCUUGGUGCCUGUUUCCUUAUUGUGAGUUGUCUUUUGAACAUUUUAAUAUUAUUGUAUUGUUGUUCAUGUAUUUUCCAUAUGCUUAUGUUGAAUACAUUUGGCAUGGGAAAGAGUAAGUUGUGCGCAUUAUUUUUAAAUUUCAGCUGUAUCCUAUAGUAUUAACUAGCAAUGCAGCAUUUUGCUUUUCCAUUCUGUUAGUUCUUUUGUGUUUAGAUCUUCUAAAAGUGGUCAAUGGUAUCUGCUUAUGUAUGUUUAGACCAUUGAUUUCAGACCAUUGGUAUUUGUAAAGCACCAACAUAUAAGCUGCAAUGCUCUUUAAUAGAAAGAAACAAACAGAUACAACACAUUUGACCUACUGUAUCAAAAAGUAAUGAAGGCUCUGUCCAAAUAAAUGCAUACCUUAAUCUCAUUAGAAUAUACAUUCAAUUAAUUCUGUAUGUUUUAUGGCUUUACAUUUAACUUAAUCUUAAAUUUAAAUAAACUCAAUCUUAAAUUAAAGGAAUACCCAAAUCUCUUAGAAUAUCCAUGCAAUUUGAUCUGUAUGGUUUAUGGCUUUACGUUUAGUUGUUAAAAAUUACUAACGAAUAUGUAAUAGGUCUUUUCAAACUGCAAUGCUGAGUCGCUGUAACAUGCAAAAAUCCCAAUGUCUGUAUUCAGCUGUGUAAACUAUGGAGGAUCAGGAGGGAUUAUUCAAUUUACAGCUCUGUGGUCUUUAAAUGUGUAAAAUAAAUGUUUUGUUUAUUUAUUUCUUUUUAAUGCUUUUCUUUUUCUUGCUUUCUCUACUGCAGGAUUACAUGUAUUAUGAACAAAGCAAAUAA